GUGCUCAAAACAUUCAACGAAUUUUUCUCAGGGCCACAGAAAAUCCGGCCUUUUGUGGAUCGAUAACAGAUGAACCCCUUUGGUUACUCUCCCACCGAGUCUGGCUUCAAUCAAUUGACUUCAUUUUCUCCGGCGUCGACCUACUCGUCACAUAGAAUCCACUCGCCCGAUGUCCCUUUUGCAACCGAGGGCAAAAACCCCCAAGCGAAACCAUCUCCACCUUCUAAUUCUCAUAUCAUAUCAUUUCGGAACUCAGAUCUAUCCCCAGACAUCUCUCAGCAAUAUCCGGGAACCUAUGAGUUGCAAGAUUAUGGGGAAGGGAUGAAGAUGAAAAGAUGUGGUAGUAGAACAACUUUGCAUGGACCAGAACACGUUAUUGCAGAGAGGAAGCGCCGGGAGAAGCUGAGCCAGCGCUUCAUUGCUCUUUCAGCCAUCAUUCCUGGCCUUACCAAGCUGGACAAGGCUUCUGUCCUUGGAGAUGCGAUAAAUUACUUGAAACAACUUGAGGAACGUGUGAAGUUUCUCGAGGAAGAGGCGGCCAUGAGAACCGUGGAAUCGGCGGUUUUCUCUAAGAAGCCAUUGCUCCAACAUGGCGACGGCAUUGUAUCUUUUUCAUCCGAAGAGAAGUCGUAUGACCCAAUCAUCAAUGAGCAACUACCUGAGGUUGAAGCACGGGUGUCGGGGAAGAACAUUUUGAUCAAAGUCCAGUGUGAGAAGCACGAGGGCUGCAUCAAGGAAGUGAUGAAACAAAUGGAGGACAUGAAGUUGACGACUCUAAAUAUCAGUGUUCUAGCUUUUGGGAGUUCACUCUUGGAUGUCACAAUUGUGGCCCAGAUAGAAAAUGAGAACUGCCCAACGAUUGAGGAGAUGGUCGAAAAACUACACCGUGCUCUGACGACUUUCAUCGGAUCAUCUUCAAGACAGUCAGCUUGUUAACAAUUUGGCUUUCUGCGGUGGCCUGAGUCUUAGAGAUGCUCUUGAUUACGUGCUAGUGCAAGAGUCGUGGGUACUUGUACUAUUAUGUGCGUUGUAACUUCUUACUUAUUGGGGUAGUUAUCUGUUAGCGCAAGAUUUA
Molecule: messenger RNA, 1075 nt
Organism: Rhodamnia argentea
Lineage: Eukaryota; Viridiplantae; Streptophyta; Magnoliopsida; Myrtales; Myrtaceae
Product: transcription factor bHLH25-like
Exons: 4
Coding region: 70-936 (288 amino acids)
Molecular function (GO): protein dimerization activity
Source: RefSeq, a predicted model, not a curated record